Colius striatus (speckled mousebird) is the source of this 2480-nucleotide messenger RNA. It is a transcript of the gene TOM1L1, whose product is annotated as target of myb1 like 1 membrane trafficking protein. Bases 183 to 1598 code for a protein of 471 amino acids. Gene Ontology annotation, cellular component: membrane; endosome. The transcript has 15 exons. Gene Ontology annotation, biological process: signal transduction. The record is from RefSeq and is a predicted model, not a curated record. NCBI's taxonomy places the organism in Eukaryota, Metazoa, Chordata, Aves, Coliiformes, Coliidae. Gene Ontology annotation, molecular function: ubiquitin binding; phosphatidylinositol binding; clathrin binding.
GGCACGGCCCGGCCCGGCCCGCACGUGAUCAGCAACGAGGAACCGCGACGGCACCUGGAGGCGGCUCCGCCCCAGUCCCAGGAAGGGAGCGACCGGCGGGGCAGGAGGGGAGCGGCUGGAUCCGGCGGGACGGGACGGGGCUGCCGCCCCUCAGAGGGCGCGCUACUCUGCCGGCAGCGGUCAUGGCUUUUGGGAAGGCUCCGAAGGACCCUUUCGGUACCGCCGUGGGCAGCCUCGUCGAGCGGGCGACGUUUGGAGCGCUGCAGACGGAGGAGUGGGGACAGUUCAUGCACAUCUGCGACGUGAUCAACGCGACGGAGGAAGGGCCUAAAGAUGCAGUUAAAGCACUGAAGAAAAAGCUUUCAAAAAACUGUAACCACAAAGAGAUCAGGCUUACCCUGUCUCUGCUUGACAUGUGUAUAGAGAACUGCGGCCCGAGAUUCCAGUCUUUAGUUGUGAAGAAAGAUUUUUGUAAAGACAAGCUCGUGAAACUGUUGAACCCAAGAUACAAUCUACCAAUUGACAUGCAGGAGAAAAUCUUGACCUAUAUCAUGACGUGGGCCCGAGGUUUCCAAGGAAUGGUGGAUGUGAGUGAAGUAAAAGAAGUUUAUCUAGAAUUGCUGAAGAAAGGAGUGGAGUUUCCAUCUUCUGACACCAGCAGAGGAGGACGUAAGCAGACUUCAUCUCAACCUUCUAAGAAGUCAUCACCAUCUCCUACUAGUCCUGCAAAAUCUUCUUUACUGCCUCUUCCCACGGGCCCAACAUUAUUGUUGACUGCUGAGCAGAUUGGGAAACUGUACAGUGAACUGGAUAUGGCAAAAAUGAAUGUGAGAGUCAUGUCAUCAAUAUUAAAAGAAAAUGUUCCUGGCUCUGAAAAUCCAGAUGAUAUGAAUCUUUUACAGAAACUGUACAAGACCUGUCGGAUGAUGCAGGAGAGGAUCAUGGAACUCUUGGUGACAGUGGAGAAUGAAGAUGUGAUAGUUGAGUUAAUACAAGUAAAUGAAGAUCUGAAUAAUGUCCUCCUGGGACAUGAAAGGUUCUCUCGAAACAGAGUUCGUUUUCUGGAGAAUCAGAGGAUAGAACGUGAGCGUGCAGAGCUAUACAGGAAGCAGCCGACCGCUCCCUCAAGUGAUCUACUUGACCUCUCCAUAGAUUCUCCCUCUCCUGUAGCCACAGUGGUGCAAACUGACUCUGCAGCGUCUCCUUCAGGCCUUAAUGGCAUAUCUGCACACCCUGAAGAUAAAAACAGGCAUCAUCCAUCAAUUUAUCCACAGCUAGAUGUAGCAGCUACUACAAAAGCUCAGCAAUUCCCAUUUGCAACUGAAGUACAAAACAAUAGUGUAAGCAACCCAGCUGGACAUUCAUAUAGCAAUUUGCUGACUCUUUUAAGCCCAGUGCCUCUGAAUCCAGUAAAUCUGCAGAGUGAACAUACUGCAUCGUUAAAUGGACUGUCAUCAGCAGCUGCAUCAAAGAACAAGCCACAAUCACCUCAUUACUAUGAGAUAAUGGAAUUUGAUCCCUUGGCUCCCACUGAAGCUGUUUAUGAAGAAAUUGAUGAUGUGCUAAAGAAAGAAGUAAAAAAGCAUACAGAAUGCUGAAGGUGGAGGUGAAGUCUCUUACUGAUCACAUGUUACUCUCUGCUGGUCCUAUGCAGUGCUUCCUAUAACCUUCCUGUAACCUACAAGUGAAUAACAGAACAGGUUUUGUAUGUUCGCACAACAAAUAAGUACUGGGAUAUUUACAUGGAAGUGGAACACUGUGGUAAAAGAAACUGCAGAAUCCACUUUCUAUUUUGGCCUCAUUGCUGUGUUCAUCUCCCCAGAAGUUUAGAAGGGGAUUUUGCUAUGCAGGACUUCUCUUGAACUUGGGCUUCCUCAUAGUUGUCUGAAGACACAGUGUUACUUUCCUACAUUCGUAUUCUGGAUAUAGAGUUUGUUUUCUUCUUAAAAGCCUCCAAUAUAAUUGGAUUUUUGUCUUGGUAAGAACAUGAGGUGCUGUCAUCCAUGUUUAACAGAACAGAAAAACCCUGCUUGUUCCUCUGGCAUUGCAUUCAUUUACUCAGUAAAUAUUGGAAAGGGAUCAAUCAUUUCUUUCAAUGUUCCUGCCCUGCAGAGAUUGUUGUUCUGGUGAAGGAAAAGCUAAUCAUCUACAAUGCAGAUGAGCAAUAGUUAACCAUUUAUUUUAAUCAAGUUGUUUAACCCUGUUAAUAACAGUUUUCUCUUUUAUUAAUAGAAGUGCCUUAUCUAUUUUAAUGUUGAAUGUAAAACAUGCACUUUAACAGAUAAGAGUUCUCGGAAUUUGUACUCCAUAUAAAAUUUGAGAACUUGGUUCAUAUCCAUAGCUGAUAAGCUAGGUUGGGUUUUUUUUGUGAAAUACUGCAUUUUAAACAUUCAUUAUGUUAACUGUUCUAAGUGAUAAUUUCUCAGUUGGUUUUGCAAUUUCUGUACCAUAAAGUUCCAAAUAAACACAACUGCUUACUG